This is a messenger RNA of Vespula pensylvanica (western yellowjacket), 963 nucleotides long. It is a transcript of the gene ND-19, whose product is annotated as NADH dehydrogenase [ubiquinone] 1 alpha subcomplex subunit 8. Bases 282 to 833 code for a protein of 183 amino acids. The transcript is spliced from 3 exons. The record is from RefSeq and is a predicted model, not a curated record. Gene Ontology annotation, biological process: mitochondrial electron transport, NADH to ubiquinone. Lineage: Eukaryota; Metazoa; Arthropoda; Insecta; Hymenoptera; Vespidae.
ACGAUUGCAUUUACAGAAAGUACAUUAAAUGUACUUAAUUCUAUGUACUUUCAACCCUUUCAACUAAUAUUUUUGGUUCAUAAAGAAUCGACUCUGACAUAUAUAGUAGCAAAAUUGUUUCGUGUAUUAUAUGUUAAAAUUGCAAAGUGACAUUAAAUUUCAGAAGUUGUGAAGUAUAUAGUUGCUUCUCAGUACUUGAUGAUAGUUGGUUGGAAACCAUAUAUACAUAGAGUACUAUUAAAACAAAAUCCUUGAUAACGAAAGAAAAUUAUUUGUAAAAAAUGGUUGUAACUGAAAAAGUUAAGUUGCCUGAUGAAUCUGAGUUAACUGUUCAAGAAAUAAAUCUUACUUAUCCUAUAUUACAAGCUGCUUCUUUUUAUGUAGGAAAGAAGUGUGAGUGGCAAAGUAAUGAAUUUAUGUUAUGUAGGGAAGAAGAAAAAGAUGCACGACGUUGUAUAAAUGAAGGGAAAGCUUUAACAGCUUGUGCUUUAGAUUUUUUUAAGCAACUAAAAAAACAUUGCAGAGAAGAUUUCGAACAGUAUGUGCGUUGUAUAGAAAGAUCAUCAGGAACCAUGGAACUCAGCAAUAAAUAUUGUAUCAUAGAUGUCGAAAAACUCAAGCAGUUGUGGAUAAGUGUGUGUUGGAUAAACUCAAUAUUGAACGACCUGCUUUUGGAUACUUUUGUGAAGCUAAAAUACAUGAUUCUUCAAGGCCACGGCCUAAAGAAGAAGUUCCUGAAUUCCCAGAUGCACUGCCACCAUUGCCAAAGGAAAAACCUGAAGUUCCUGGCAAAUAUGGUAGCCGAUACCUCUUUUCCUAAAUUGCUUAUUUAAUGAUGUUAGCAUAUUAGAAGUUGUGUAAAACUUAUUUAACAUUAUAUGACAACAUUAUAAUAAUAUUUAAUUGUUGUCUAUAUGUUCUAUUAAUAUAUAAAAAUUUUAACGGACAAAUAAAUUUCAUUCA